Rhinichthys klamathensis goyatoka is the source of this 827-nucleotide messenger RNA. RefSeq names its product IMP U3 small nucleolar ribonucleoprotein 3 (gene imp3). The transcript has 7 exons. The record is from RefSeq and is a predicted model, not a curated record. Gene Ontology annotation, molecular function: structural constituent of ribosome; snoRNA binding; rRNA binding. Lineage: Eukaryota; Metazoa; Chordata; Actinopteri; Cypriniformes; Leuciscidae. Bases 64 to 615 code for a protein of 183 amino acids. Gene Ontology annotation, biological process: rRNA processing. Gene Ontology annotation, cellular component: small-subunit processome; Mpp10 complex; small ribosomal subunit.
UGUGAAUGGUAGCCGGAGAAAAAUAAUACGCAUAGUGAUAAAUAUAGGCCGGUUUUAUUCAAUAUGGUUCGUAAAUUGAAAUUUCACGAGCAGAAACUCUUAAAGAAAGUUGAUUUUAUUAACUGGGAGGUUGACAACAAUUUACACGAGGUUAAAAUAUUGAGGAGAUAUCGUAUUGAGAAGAGGGAAGAUUACACCAAAUACAACAAACUUAGUCGAAAUAUCAGAGAACUGGCACAGAAAAUACGGGACUUGGACGAAAAAGAUGGCUUCAGAGCUCAAAGUACAAGCACUUUCUUGGAAAAACUUUACAGUAUCGGUUUGAUUCCCACCAAACAGAAUCUCUCCCUUGCAAACGAAGUGUCUGCAUCUGCAUUCUGCAGGAGACGGCUUCCCACAAUCAUGCUGAAACUGCGUAUGGCUCCAAGCCUAAAGACGGCCACAACCUUCAUCGAGCAGGGCCAUAUUCGUGUUGGGCCUGAGAUUAUCACUGAUCCUGCGUUUCUUGUAACAAGGAGUAUGGAAGACUUCAUCACAUGGGUGGACUCAUCCAAGAUCAAACAACAUGUCAUGAACUACAAUGAGGAGCGGGAUGACUUUGACCUUGUGGUCUAAAUCUCCAACUAUAAAUCUGGAUUUCAAACAGAACUGCUGGGUAAUGCGUUGAGGAGAGCUGUUAUUUUGUGAUUCAUUAAAAAAACAAAUGUAUAUAUUUAUACCCUGUCAGACAUCAGUCACCAUUUAUGAUCUUUGAAACAUGUGAAUGAAUGCAUUUAAGUGUGACUAUUUUGCAUGAAUUAUUUGUAAACAAUAAACCAUUACAAUUC